AUGCACGGCUCUUCCUGCCCCAAGUGCGGUGCCGCCUCGGGCGACGGGUCCAAGACGUGCGGCUCCUGCGGAGCUCAAAGGGGACGGGCCAAAGCCGGGGCCGCCGAGGAAAUAUCUAUCACAUGGGGGCGGGGGGAAUCGGCAGAAGCAAAGGCACCACCACCCACUUGGGCCAAUCUCGGAAACAGGAGCAGGCUCAAUAGAGGAACCAUCAAGAUGCGCGGGCCGAGCUAUCUCACGGACUAG
Messenger RNA from Gaeumannomyces tritici R3-111a-1, 246 nucleotides. RefSeq lists its product as hypothetical. The transcript has 2 exons. The record is from RefSeq and is a predicted model, not a curated record. Lineage: Eukaryota; Fungi; Ascomycota; Sordariomycetes; Magnaporthales; Magnaporthaceae. Bases 1 to 246 code for a protein of 81 amino acids.